AUGUCUAGAUUAAACGAAUACCAAGUUAUCGGUCGUCGUCUCCCUACUGAGUCAGUUCCGGAGCCUAAGUUGUACCGUAUGAGAAUUUUUGCUUCCAACACUGUUGUUGCUAAGUCUCGUUACUGGUACUUCUUGCAAAAGUUGCACAAGGUUAAGAAGGCUUCUGGUGAAAUUGUUUCAGUUAACAUUAUUUCUGAACCUCACCCAACUAAGGUCAAGACCUUCGGUAUCUGGUUAAGAUACGAAUCAAGAUCAGGAGUUCACAACAUGUACAAGGAAUACAGAGAUGUUACCAGAGUCGGUGCUGUCGAAGGAAUGUACCAAGACUUGGCUGCCAGACACAGAGCUAGAUUUAGAAAUAUUCAUAUCUUGAAAGUCGUUGAGUUGGAAAAGACUGAUGACGUGAAGAGACAAUACGUCAAGCAAUACUUGUCUAAGGACUUGAAAUUUCCAUUGCCUCACAGAGUCCAAAAAUCAAAGAAGUUAUUCCAAGAAGAUGCUCCAAGUACUUUCUACUAA
Messenger RNA from Priceomyces carsonii, 519 nucleotides. It is a transcript of the gene RPL20B, whose product is annotated as 60S ribosomal protein eL20. Bases 1 to 519 code for a protein of 172 amino acids. Lineage: Eukaryota; Fungi; Ascomycota; Pichiomycetes; Serinales; Debaryomycetaceae. The transcript has a single exon. The record is from RefSeq and is a predicted model, not a curated record. Gene Ontology annotation, biological process: translation. Gene Ontology annotation, molecular function: structural constituent of ribosome. Gene Ontology annotation, cellular component: cytosolic large ribosomal subunit; ribosome.